Aspergillus tubingensis is the source of this 1116-nucleotide messenger RNA. RefSeq lists its product as uncharacterized. The transcript has 3 exons. NCBI's taxonomy places the organism in Eukaryota, Fungi, Ascomycota, Eurotiomycetes, Eurotiales, Aspergillaceae. The record is from RefSeq and is a predicted model, not a curated record. Bases 1 to 1116 code for a protein of 371 amino acids.
AUGCACUCUACCAUGUCCGCAUCACACCCCAGCCCCGUCAAAGACGGUCGGCGAGUGCUCGGGGAGAAGCACGCCAACGCGUGCCUGUCACCCGCCCACCAUCGGCACGCUUCUGUCUCGCCCCUCAAACAACAACGCUCUCUCCUUGAGACCUCCUCCUCUCCUAAGAAGCUCCUUCCUUCGCCUCUCUUUGCGGGCCAGAAACGUUCUAUCGACCAGGUGGACAGCACCAGCGAACCCCAGAUCAGCCAUGCCAGCGCGCAGCCCCAGUCGCGGCCAGAAGCAUCUCCGAACGUGCAGCAUGACGUUCAGCAGGACUCUCAGCCACACGCGACGCCAGAGACACCAACACAGCUUCUAGAAUCACAACAACACCAGCCACAAGAAGAUACCCACUCCGACCAAACAACAACACCGACAACAACCACACCCCUCAUCCCCGAAGAUCCAGCAACGCGCAAGCGCUUCAUCCAAGAGAAAGCAACCCUCCUCCGCACGCGCCUCCAAACUGCCAUGCGUCACAUCCAAGACCCCCAACUCGACCGCCGUCUCUCCGACCUUGAAGCUCACAGUCGCAAAUACCCUCGUCUAUCUCUUCCCCAAGAACAGCGAAUUAACAUCACUACGCCGACUUCUUCCACAUCCUCGUCCUCCCAGAACCAAAACCAGACCACCCCGCGCCCUUACCAACCUACCACACACCUCCCGCUGCACGAAACCGAGACCCAGAACGCGUCCGGCCUCUCCUCCCCACCCCUAUCCACCGGAACGAUCGCAACACAGAAGGAACAAGAACAAGAUACACAAACACCCACCCAAAGAGCAGAAGAUGACGAUAAUGACGACGAUCCCAUGAGAACACCCACCCAGAAAUCAACAACUCACCACAAUCAUACCCACCGGAGAACAAACACCCUCGGCUCCCCAAUGCAGUUGAGUAGUCCUCCGGCGACGGUGUCGAGGUGCAGAAGUACAGAAAUUGGCAAGGAUAUGGACAUGGGAGAAGACGAGGAGCCGCAGGAAAGACAACGCCGGUUAUCGCAAAAGGGAGAUGCCGUGGAUGGGUUGUUGAAGUUGAUGGGGACGGGGGAGGGUGCUGGAACUGGGGUCGCGUGA